Messenger RNA from Homalodisca vitripennis (glassy-winged sharpshooter), 849 nucleotides. RefSeq lists its product as uncharacterized. The record is from RefSeq and is a predicted model, not a curated record. Lineage: Eukaryota; Metazoa; Arthropoda; Insecta; Hemiptera; Cicadellidae. Gene Ontology annotation, cellular component: axon; dendrite; membrane. The transcript has a single exon. The coding region runs from base 1 to 849 and encodes 282 amino acids. Gene Ontology annotation, biological process: sensory perception of taste.
AUGGCUGACUUGGCCAGCACUGACGGCGAGCUGAAGACUGAGACGAUUUGCAUGCAAAAAACCACAGCCUUUGCUCUUAUCGUGGUUUUGACGAUGGAAACUCUGAGUUUUCAUUUUGAAAGUGAACUCAUUAUGACGGUUUCUAGAGUCAUUGUGGAUUUAGCGUUUACAUGCCCAUUCCUCCUCCAUAUGAUCCUCGUAGAUUUUUUAACGAGAAAGUUCUCUGCACUCAACAAAAUACUUGAAAAGAUAAGCACUGUUGUGGAUACCAUGCCUUUACAGAGUACCAUUGCUUGGAUCAACUCUGUGUUCCGCUUACAUACCCAUUUGCACAUCGUUGUGUGGAAAGUCAACUCUUAUUUCUGCUUCUACAACUUGCUAAGUGUCAUUACUAGGAUUGUAUUAACACUUUUCAAUGCGUACAAGUACUUAGAGGAAAUUUCCAAAGGCAAUCCAUUGUCAAAGACCAAGAUGCCGGUUAUCAUGAUGUUUGAACUGGGUUUGUUCGUCACCCAGUGUUUGCUCUGCCACUCUUGCACCAAGGAAGCCAACCAGACUGUGAUGAUUGCCCACCACCUACUGAAGCCUGACAGUCCUGUCCAGAUCUGGGAAGACGUCGGUCUCUUCUCCCGCCUUGCUCUCAAUAACAAGGUCCACUUCUCUGUCGGAGGCGUCUUCUUCCUGGACCGUCCUUUCAUCACGAAGGUGGCCUUGGUGGCUUUGUCCUAUCUCAUCAUUGUUGUGCAGCUCAAGGAUGUCCGAUCCUCUAGCAAUGUUGGAUCAGAUCUCAAAGGCACUGGAGGUGGUGGUAACUCAAUCUAUGAAAACUUCACCACCUCUUUUGCAUAA